Daldinia caldariorum is the source of this 2157-nucleotide messenger RNA. RefSeq names its product glutathione synthase. The coding region runs from base 265 to 1797 and encodes 510 amino acids. NCBI's taxonomy places the organism in Eukaryota, Fungi, Ascomycota, Sordariomycetes, Xylariales, Hypoxylaceae. Gene Ontology annotation, molecular function: ATP binding; glutathione synthase activity; glutathione binding. The record is from RefSeq and is a predicted model, not a curated record. Gene Ontology annotation, biological process: glutathione biosynthetic process. The transcript has 5 exons. Gene Ontology annotation, cellular component: cytosol.
CAUAUAUCGAGUAGAUCCACGAUAGAAGCUAGUUGUACUAGUAGCUGUUACAACUCCUAUUUCUAAGCAAUGAUUGAUUACAUAUUACAUAUAUAUGCUCUUGACCAAGUCUGAUUACACCCUGCCCUAAAAUAGGUUUCUGCGGUUUGCAGCCGCUUUUAAAUAUACUUAACUACCUAGGAUAAGAUCCUAUAACAAAGCAUUGUGCUAGCAGACACUUCCGCAACAUCAAUCUAAAGUCGCCAACUAUCACGCAAUUUAGGCAUGUCCAACUAUCCACCUGAGAUCACGCCUAGUGAAGGCGAAAGGUUGACCGAAGUCGUCAAGGACUGGGCGCUAGCCCAUGGCCUGACCGUUCGACCACCUCCGGCUGUAGUCGCUGCCGAAGCUGAUCCCGCAGGGAUACUCGCCACCGCGGUUCCCGUUACUCUUUUCCCGAGCCCCUUUCCUAAGGUGUGCUUCGACCAGGGAGUUGCGGUUCAGAAGGCUUAUAAUGAGCUGUACGCAUCCAUUAGCCAGGAUGAGGAGUUUCUGGCUCAGGUUGUAAAAGAGAUCGGAGAUAGCGAUGACUUUAUAACGGAAUUAUGGAAAGUUCACUUAAGAGUCAAGGAGGAGGGUUACGUACAGCAUAAAAGUCUCGGUCUCUUCAGAUCGGACUACAUGGUCCACCAAGAUGCUACUGGGUCUACUCCGCAGAUCAAGCAGGUAGAGUUUAACACCAUCGCAUCCUCGUUCGGAGGCCUAUCGUCGCAAACCUCAUUACUCCAUAAAUACCUAUCCUCUACGGAGUAUCCAUUGCUAGAAAACGCGAUAGGAAGAGGGACUGUGCAAUUACCAGAAAAUGGUAGCGCUGCGGGCUUAGCUAGUGGCAUAAAACAGGCCUUUAUCGAAUACGGACCUUCGUCUACUGGCCAUCGGAAGUGCGUCAUCUUCCUCGUCCAAGGGGGCGAGAGGAACAUCUUCGACCAGCGUCAUCUCGAAUACGAACUCCAGAAAUCGGAAGAGCCGCUAAUUCCCGUUUUCCGUCUACCAUUUUCGGAAAUUCUACAGCACACGACUAUUGCUGAGGGUGCAGGCCGUCAGUUGUUGUAUCGACCACCGCAGCUACCUUCCCAAACGUUUGAAGUUGCUGUCAUAUACAUGCGCUCGGGAUAUGGACCAUCAGACUAUCCGGAUCAAUCUGCCUGGGAAGCUCGUUACCAUCUGGAGAGAUCGGCUGCGAUCAAAUGUCCCACGGUAUUGACCCAAGUUGCCGGGACGAAGAAGGUGCAGCAGGUCCUAGCCACACCCGAGACGCCAUCAAACCCCUCCAUUCUACCACGCUACAUAUCCAAGGACUCCGCGUCUAUCUCCGAGCUCGCAAACACCUUUACCAACAUCUACCCUCUAGACGAAACAGAAGCCGGACUCAAAGCCCGGAAGAUCGCCGCCGAUCCCGAGCUGUGCAAAGGCUACGUCCUCAAGCCCCAGAGGGAAGGCGGCGGCAACAACACCUACCGCUCCGCGAUCCCGCCGUUCCUGAAGUCCGUUCCGGAGACGCACUGGCCGUCGUAUAUUCUCAUGGAGCUGAUCACCCCGCCUCCCGUCAGGAACACGAUCUUGCGCAACGGCAAGCUGGAACAGGGCGGGGUUAUUUGCGAGCUCGGCAUAUAUGGAACCUGCAUCUGGGAUCAGCAGUCCAAGGCCAUACUCCAUAACGAGAGGGCCGGAUAUCUUCUGCGCACGAAGGGAGACCAGAGCGAGGAAGGCGGCGUGGCUGCUGGGUUUGGUUGCAUGGACAGUUGCAGCUUGGUCUGAUGUGGACGUGGGAUUAGGGUUGGUUCCAGUUAUACAUAGCAUUUGUUUCACAUCAUCUAAGACAUUAGACAUUAGAAGUGGUCAAUGAAUACAGUUUUAGAUCAGCUCAGUUCGCUGGGUAGCAUCCGAGUCAGCACUUUAUUAGAAGUGCUGUGCUGUUACUGUUAUCUCAAGCAACAAAAGUCGAAAGAAAAAAUGUGGCGGUCAUCGAUAGACAUUCAUGAAUCAUUUAGGCACCGCUAUCCCAAUUCAUUUCUCCAGGAGCCAAAAGCAGUAUACUACAGGGGGCAUAUUGUAUAUGGUCAUGCCAGACAAUGUACGGGUGAAAGGGACAUCAUUAACACACAUUUGGUAUCAAGU